This is a messenger RNA of Mauremys mutica (yellowpond turtle), 5712 nucleotides long. RefSeq names its product FYN binding protein 1 (gene FYB1). Gene Ontology annotation, cellular component: plasma membrane. Bases 2441 to 5029 code for a protein of 862 amino acids. NCBI's taxonomy places the organism in Eukaryota, Metazoa, Chordata, Testudines, Geoemydidae. The transcript is spliced from 19 exons. Gene Ontology annotation, biological process: protein localization to plasma membrane; integrin-mediated signaling pathway; T cell receptor signaling pathway. Gene Ontology annotation, molecular function: protein binding. The record is from RefSeq and is a predicted model, not a curated record.
UUUUGUGGCUCUCGACUUACUGUUUCCUUGAUCCAUGUUGCUUAGCUAGCAGGGGCAUGAUCUGCAAGUGAGGAGUCAGGGGCUGCAGGGCUGGCAGUGUCCUGCCUGGAAUUAGUGAUGGUCAAAUUUCAGACGAUGCGGGUAGGCACUGACAAGUUCCCACGCCCUCUCCGGGACAUGACCGAUACCCAGCUUUAGAUACUCCCCACAACCUCUUCCUCAGGCCUCCUUGCAACUUUCCAGACAACCUGACAGGCUCCCAACUUGGACUCUCCCCAACUCCCCAGCUUUACUGGCUUCUUAACGUUCUUUGUCUGUUCUAGCUUUCUUCCUUGCUCUCUUCAAACACAGGUUCUGUCCUCAGCUAGCAGAGUGAGGCAUAACAUUGAAAAAAAUAACUUACAUAUGAAUAUCAAAUCAUUUUCUCAUUGACCAAAAUCUAACCUGCCUUUCAUCUGUUUGUUUGCUGUUGGUUAUAGCUGUAACACAAAAAUUAGUGGGCUUGAUUCAUAUUUAUACUAAGGCUUCCUUUACACUGCGAGAGCAAAUGAGAAUGUAGCUCGGAAUAUUUUUGCAUACAUCAGACAUGAGGAGGAAGUACCCCGAUGACUCUCAGUACUUAGUGUGGGAAAGAGUGGCCUAGUGGGUGGAACAUUGCAUUGGGACUGGGUUCUAUUCCUGACUCUGCCACUGGGUGAUCUUGGGCAUGUCACUUCACCUAUCUUGCCUCCAUUUUCCCCCUCUGUAAAAUGGGGAUAAUUGUACUUGCCUCCUUGGUAAAGCACUUUGAGAUCUGCUGAUGAAAAAGCACUGUAUAAAAACUAGGCUGUAGUAGUUGUAGAUCGGAAGAGUAACAUUUAAAUUGGCUUUGGGUUUGGGUGAUGUUUUGGGGAUCCUCACAAUGACAUGUCAGACUUUUUAUAUGUUGAGCUGGGUGAAGAGUUACUGGUCUCGGUGGAAUCCCAUUAUUGUGACAUCACAUUUUUCUAAAAAAAACCCUUUAUCUAAUUUAAUUACUAUCUCAUCUCCUGCUCUUCACCGCACAUCCUGUUGAGAGUUAGAUCCACAUGCUUAGUCAAUAAAAUGUUUAAGAAACUAUUUGGGGGGGUUUCCUAGUUUUUAAAGCUCUGAAUAUUCAUGGAACUAAAGUUUUGGUUUAUUAUGAAUUCUUUGUGAGCCAGGAGAGGCAACAUUUGAGAACUACUAUAUGUGAGUGUGGGAGAGCAAGUGAACAUAGCACCAAAAGACACUCUUGCCAGAGCUAUUGUUUCUGCUGCUCAUGACAGAGGUUUCUAAAUCUAUACUUAAAGCUUUCACACCCAUUGUAAAACUCAGGGGCGGAAAAUAGCACACGUGGGUUACUCUACGUGCAUGCUGCUCAAAGCAUGCCAGAGUGAUUAUUCUGCAUGAAAACGCCCUUACUGAUUUCACAAGAAAUGUGAGGCAGGCUGAGUUGGCUCACAUCUGCCUCAGGCUCUGAGUCGCUGAAGGUUCUUACAGAAAGGCUUUGAGGGAGGCAUUGCUGACAAAAGAUAAGAACACCAGAAAAGGCACCAUCGCUCCCCCUACUUCUGAUUUUUGCUAUCUAAGCAAAUAGAUUAGAGGGGCUCUCUUUUUUUAAUUAAAGAGAGAUUAGACUUUUGUAGCAUGGACCUAUCUUAAUUACUUAUAGGCUCCCAUUGAAGAAGUACCGAUACACCUCACAAUAUUGUAGUGUAGUGAUCCUCACAACACACUGUGAGAUAGGGAAGUACUGUUAUUCCCGUUUUUUUACAGAGGGGAACUGAGGCAUAGAGAAACUAGCUUGACCACAUUUCCCCCUGUGAGAGAGCAGGAACAUGUUUGAUCAUUCCUUUCUGUUUCGAUCUAGAGUUGAAUUUUGAACAGCCAAAUGUUCAGAGGUGUUUGAACAGAGGGUUAUUGCUCCACCCGUUAUAGGCAGGGUUCUGGAUUCAAAUUCCAAACACCCCUCAAUGUUAGAGCAGGAAGGUGACGGAUUCAGGAGGAUGUUAGCAAAGCCUGAGCAUUUGAAUGUUGCUGGAAAGCAAGCAUGGAAGGCUUUUAAAAAGAAAGGAGUCAAAAUACUAUUUUGAACUCAACCAAACACUAGUGGGAAAAUGUUUAUACUAUUUUCUCACCUAGUCAUAACCUGUUUAUCAUCCUUUUGAAGAUUGUAUAAUGAACAUAUGUCAUUUCACUUUCACUUGUCCUUCUCAGCACUACAUUGUAUCCCAAGAAAAUACAUACAGCUAUAAGCAUUGUUAGGCCUCUGAUAAUAUGCAAAACAAGGAUUUUGCUGUUAUGGCUUCCUGUGAAGGCUGGACAGACCACAUAGACUUUCAAAAAAGGAAGUGCACUCUGAAGGACAGAAACAUUUUUGCCUCACAAUAUUGCAGUACAUGCUCUUUACCAGACUUGCAGACACUGAGUUGCUGAAGCUAUGAAUGGCAAGGCAGAUGUGAAGUCCCUCAUGGCGAAAUUUAACACUGGUAACAACCCAUCAGAGGACGUUUCGGUUAGCAAUCAGCCCUUCAAAAUCCCAGGACAACCUUCAUCUUCAGGACUACAGGCAAGGAAAGCUGCACUUGAGAAAUUUACCAGUCCUCCUUCAGGUCCCAGUACCUUUCACAAGUCUGCAUCUCCUAAACCGUCAUUUGGAGUGAAACCUUCUAUUGAAGAUAAAACAGAAAGGGAUCCAAAACCUCCCUAUCUGAAACAUAACCCUGUGGCACACAAGUUCGGGUCUCCAGUUAAUGCAGCUAACAGAGAAGCUGAUGGAAAAGCUGGAGUCCCUAAAUAUCUGGGUCCUAAAGCCACUGAACUGUCAAAAGAAGAACACAAGCCUGUGUUUCCAAAACCUCCUGUAAACAAGUUCCUUAGCUCUACUGCCCAGGAGAAGGACAUAAAGCCGCCAGGACCUAAACCGAAUUUUAAUUCUGCAUCACAAGAGAGUGAGCCAAAACCAGCAUUCUCCAAACUAGCUGCGGUUAAAGAAAAGUUCACUGCUGUAUCACAAGAAAAUGACCCCAAGCCUCCUUUCUCUAAACCACCCCUUGGGCAAAAACCUUCUCUAAAUCCUGAUGUCUCCCACCACGAAGAUGUUUCCAACAGACAUGCUUUUCUGACUAAGGGAUCUUCAGGCUCUCUAGGCCCCAGACCAAAAAUACAUUCAUUUAAAUUACCAAAGGAAACAGCAGAAAAUAGCAGUAAUGGAACCGAUUCCCCAGGUGGUCAUUUUCCUACUGUGACUCUGAAAUCUAUUGGUAAUCGGAGCACCCCAGGACAGGUUCCAAAAAAUCUUGAGGAAAAGACUGAAGAUAAUAGGUCGGGGGUCGCCAAGAAUAUUUUCCUCAGCAAAAUUAAUCAGGAAGAUUCUGGUUCAACUCCUCCUAAAUUCCCCAAGCCACCUGCCAAGCUCGCUGCAGGAGGACCAUUGGGCAGCUUCCACGAGAGAGAAGAGGGAAACAAGAAUUCUGAAACUCCCAAGCGCAAAGCAUUAACUCCAUUAUUUAAAUUGGGCCAGCCUCCCCAGAAGCCCAGCAGACCCCCAACUGUGGACCUGGAAAGAUUCCGAAAAAAUAGUGCAAGAGACAGCUCUAACAAAGAAGUUGUUAAACAGGUCUCCCACUCAGUGCUCUCCUCACCUCUACCUCCACCCUCCCAUUCUGCUACACAGACGCCGCCUCCUCCUCCUCCUUCAGCUUCUCACCCAUCAGCACAAGCACCACCAGUUCCCAGCCUACCUCCCAGAAACAUCAAAUCCAGCUCUGAUCCCUUAAGUCCAGACAAUGAACAAAGUUACGAUGAUGUUGAAUUUGGUUCAGAUGGUCAUGGAAAUACAGAUGGGGGUCAAGAGAGUGAUGGAGAGAUGUAUGAAGAUAUCAAUGACAUCAGAGCCACAUCAAGAGAACAAGAAAAGAAGAGAGAGAAGGAAGAAAAGAAAAGAUUGGAACAAGAGAAGAGAGAACAAAGGGAAAAAGAAAAGAAAGAGCAAGAAAUCAGAAAGAGGUUCAAAUUAUCUGGACCCAUUCAAGUCCUUCAUCAGGCACGAGCUUGCAUGGACUACAAGGGAGGGAAGAAUGAGCUGACUGUGAAACAGGGUGAUAAUAUUGAAAUCAUCCGUAUUACAGACAACCCUGAAGGAAAGUGGCUGGGCAGGACAACCAAAGGAUAUUAUGGAUACGUUAAAACAACCAUGGUGGAGAUUGACUAUGAUUCUUUAAAAAGAAAACAAAGAGCUUCCACGAGUGCUUCCCUGAGACGUGUAGACAAUGACCAAGAAGUGUAUGAUGAUGUUGGAGAGCAGGACAGUAUCAGCAGCCAAAGUGGUGGUCGAAGUGGAACUGGAGUGACGUUCCCACCUCCUGUCCCCGAUGAAGAAAUUUAUGAUGGAAUUGAUGAUGAAGAUGUUAAUGCUAAGUCUAUAUCACAGGAUGAAGAUAAGAAUGACUCCCGGUCCUGGGGACUUUUGAAGAUGUUAAAGGGAAAAGAUGACAAAAAGAAAAGUGUACGAGAGAAAACAACCAAAGACAAUGAUGCAGAAGAUAAUGGAGGUUCCUUCAUGAAUCCUCCAAUAAAGAUGCUUGGGAAAGACGCAGGAGACAAUGAUGUUUAUGAUGAUGUAGAAUCAUCCGAAUUCCCUCCUCCACCAAUAGAAAUUGGAUCAUCAUUAAUUAUGAAAACUCUGAGCCUCGGAAGGGGUAAAUCAGAUGAGAAAGACAUACGAAAGCUUAAAAAGAUGGAAAAAGAGGAGAAAGAGUUCAGAAAAAAGUUUAAAUUUGAAGGUGAAAUUAGAGUUCUUUAUUCCACUAUGAUUAUCGCAGAUCUGCCAUCUAAAAAAUGGGGAGCAAAAGACUUACAAGUGAAACCAGGGGAGUCAGUUGAAGUUAUACAAAUCAUAGAUGAUGCCAAGGUCCUGUGUAGGAAUGAAGAAGGAAAAUAUGGCUAUGUCCUGAGACGCAGUUUAGUGGAGAAUGAUGGAGACAUCUACGAUGAUAUUGCUGAUGGUUGCAUCUAUGAUAAUGAUUAAUCUUGAAUUUUGGUAAAGUGUGAGUUUCAUUGGGGGUCAUAUCUCCUCUGGAUUUCCAAUUGGCAUAAAACAUCACCAAAGCUGAUUAGUCACAAUUUAUGGCUAUCAUCAGUGAUUACCCUUCUACAUGUAUCAAGUUUUGGUUAACCUGUGUCAAACGUUAGAUCUUUUGGAUUUAUUGCUUUGAAUGGCACUUUCUCUUUGUCAUGUAUCAGCACAACUACAAUUUGGGUAAUCUGAACUGAAAUUAAAGUUUUCAUCAAAUAUAUCCUUUCUGACUCUGCCACAGUCCACUGGUCCAUAUAAAAACAAUUCAUCAGGCAACUUCACCCAGAGAUGCCAAUUCACUGCUACGAAGGAUAUGUGGGCCAGUAGGCCCUGAUAAGACUGCCCACUUUGUGGAGGACAGCAUCAUGAAAAGAAAUGUAACCACCAAUGGUAGGCAUCAUUGUUGUGAAAGCAGGAAAUAGAAGUGGGUGGCAAAGAAGCCAAUAUAUCCUUGACCCAAUAGUCCAAUUUUAAUAGUCAGGGUUCAUGUGAUAAACGUGGCCAUGUGCCUCCACUGCUAAAGUUUUAUACUGUACCAGUAAUAGACUGUAGUUCUCUAAAAUGAUCAUUAAAUGUUUCGUGUGUUAUUUUUGAAUACAUAACAAUUACACAAUAAUAAACAUAAUUUAUCAGGG